CACAAGUGACAAUGAUGGCAGCAGCUAGGUCUGCGCUCCGUUCCCCUGGCGUUCUACACCACUGUCACCUGCCCACUGUCCUGAACACCAUUGCAAGAAACAGCGAGUCUCUGUAUAAUCUCCGUCAAUCCCACAAAUCAAAUAGAAGAACAAAGCCGCCAGUCUUCAUUUCAUCUCUCUGUCAUCAAUCAGCAACCCCAAUACUUUUCUUGCCUUCGGUCCCUUCCAAUCUUCUCAUCCUGAAAUGAUCCCAAUCUUCAGAACAAGAAAACGCUUAAGCAUCGUCACUGCCUGGAACGUUUCUGCAACUAGUCCAUCUCCAUUCGCAUCUUCCCAAGCACAACAUGACCCGUCUUGUGCACAACCCCAAACCCCAGUUUCAAGCCCUGCUAGGGUUUUCCCAGUUCGCGCCUUCUCAACGCAAUCUUCAAAAUUCCCCGAAUAUGAGAUGCCGUCGGUAACGUGGGGAGUCGUCCAAGGACGAAAGGAGAAACUUAUUUCCCGCGUGAUAAUCUGUGACUACUUGAAGAGUAUUGGGAUAGUUCCUGAUGAACUGGAACACUUGGAAUUGCCGUCAACGGUUGAAGUGAUGAGGGAGAGAGUGGAAUUUCUCCAGAAGUUGGGGUUGACAAUCGAUGAUAUUAACGAAUACCCUUUAAUGCUUGGGUGCAGCGUGCGCAAAAAUAUUAUACCAGUCUUGGGAUAUUUGGAGAAGAUAGGUAUUCAAAGGUCGAAGCUUGGUGAAUUUGUUAAGAAUUACCCACAAGCGCUACACGCCAGUGUUGUUGUUGAGCUUGCUCCUGUCGUGAAGUUUUUACGUGGGCUUGAUGUGGAAAAGCAAGAUAUUGGUUAUGUGUUGCAAAAGUAUCCGGAACUGUUGGGGUUUAAGCUUGAAGGGACUAUGAGCACUUCAGUGGCUUAUCUUGUUAGCAUUGGCGUUAGUCCGAGAGAUAUUGGUCCAAUGGUUACACAAUAUCCUUAUUUCUUGGGAAUGAGAGUUGGGACCAUGAUCAAGCCAUUGGUUGAUUACUUGGCUUUUUUGGGUUUGCCAAAGAAGGUGUUGGCUCGGAUGUUUGAGAAGCGGGCAUAUCUACUGGGUUAUGAUUUGGAAGAGACAGUUAAGCCAAAUGUGGAUUGCUUGAUCAGUUUUGGGAUAAGGAGGGAAGCACUUCCUUCGGUGAUUGCACAGUGCCCUCAAAUUCUUGGGCUUCCUUUGAAAGCAAAAUUAUCUACUCAGCAAUACUUCUUUAAUUUAAAGUUAAAAAUAGAUCCCGAAGGUUUUGCUCGACUGGUAGAGAGGAUGCCACAAGUAGUUAGCCUCAAUCAGCAUGUGAUUAUGAAACCUAUUGAGUUUCUUUUGGGUCGGGGAAUACCUGCUGUAGAUGUAUCAAAUAUGGUUGUGAAAUGCCCUCAAUUGGUUGCGCUGCGAGUUGAGCUCAUGAAGAAUAGUUAUUACUUUUUUAAAACUGAGGUGGGAAGGCCAGUGAAGGAGCUUGUUGAGUUCCCUGAGUACUUUACUUAUAGCUUAGAAUCCAGGAUCAAACCUAGGUACCAAAAAUUACAAAGCAGGGGGAUUAGGUGUUCUUUGGCCUGGUUCCUCAAUUGUAGUGAAGAGAGAUUUGAGGAGAGGCUGCAGGCUGACUAUAUUGAGACAGAGACCAUGGGUCCAUCAUUUUGUAUGGGUGGGAAGUUAGAAUUACCAGGAAAUGAGAUUGUGUCAGAUGAAGAAGAUGAGAGUGAUGAUGAAAUACUUUAUAGACGCACGGUUUCUCUUUAGUGAACUUUUGUUAUGUGACAAAAAUAAAUCUAAUUUAUUUGGCAA
Malania oleifera is the source of this 1822-nucleotide messenger RNA. Its product is annotated as transcription termination factor MTERF4, chloroplastic. The transcript has a single exon. Gene Ontology annotation, molecular function: double-stranded DNA binding. Bases 245 to 1777 code for a protein of 510 amino acids. Gene Ontology annotation, biological process: regulation of DNA-templated transcription. The record is from RefSeq and is a predicted model, not a curated record. NCBI's taxonomy places the organism in Eukaryota, Viridiplantae, Streptophyta, Magnoliopsida, Santalales, Ximeniaceae.